Drosophila takahashii is the source of this 2371-nucleotide messenger RNA. RefSeq lists its product as uncharacterized. NCBI's taxonomy places the organism in Eukaryota, Metazoa, Arthropoda, Insecta, Diptera, Drosophilidae. The record is from RefSeq and is a predicted model, not a curated record.
AUGUACGAGUGCAGUCGCUGCGGUAAUCGAAGAAAUUGCUUAAGUCCCUGCACCGCCGACAAAUUCCAAAACUCCGGAAAGGAUUACAUAGAGGGCGCCUCCAGUUGGUGCAACUUGUGCAACGAACUGACCUUCUUUAUGAAGAACAACGCGGCCAGCGAAUCGGUUCAGAUACUUUUCAGACAAAGUUUGGACUCGAUCGAUUCGGUAACUGGCAGGAUAUCAACUUUGAAUUCCGGAAAGGGUAUACAGAUUCAACAGGCCGCCAGUCUGGCUAACCAUAUGAAUAAUUGGGCCGUCGAGGCCGUGGAUCCGCCGAGAAACGGUGGAUCCUUCAAUUUACUGCCCAAUAGGCAUGGCAACUUGAAUCGCAAUCAGCAUAUUGAAGAUGAUCCUGUCACAACACCCGUGACUCCAUUAAAUGUUUCCCCAGCGACGAGUACUCGAUCUGAUGCGAGCACUCUACGUAAUUCAAGUCCUGCGAAAGUGGUUCCAUCACGAAGUAAAAGAUCUGGAAAGAUCAAGGGCAUCGAACUAAUGCGAUCCACACCGCCUAGGCAUAUGAAUCCCGUACUACCAGUCGAACUAGAUCGUCGCCUGUCGCCUGUUAAUCCAUAUGCCAGAACCUACAAGCAUCGCGAUGACCAGAAUCAAAGAUCUGAAACCUCCACCAAGCGGGUAAAGAGCUCUGAUCUUUAUUCCAUAACCACUGGGCCGGGUCUUACCAUCAAGGACAUCAAGAAGUUGCAGCGUCGCUUUGCUGCCGAUGAAUCCUCCGCCGAACCAGGGACCUCCAAGCAGGCAAAGAGCCCAGAUUCCCGGCCUAAGAAUUCCAGCAAUAUGGAACUUCAAAAGAAGCUACUCGAGAAACGGCGACAAAUGAGAAAGUUGGCCUUGAUGAGAAACCGGCUGGAUGCGGAAUGUGAGACGGCCCGAACGGAACUGGAUGUCCUGGAGAAAAGGACACAUCGCUCUUCCUCGGGACGAAGUAAACGACAGAGUGGAGGAGCACAUAUGACCUUACAACGUUUGAAGUCUAAAGCGGAAAUGGAAAAGAAAAUAACAGAAGGCAAGAAGUUGCACAAGGAAGAAAGUCUGGAAACCCUGUUGAAGGCUCUACACGAAGAGGAUAAACCAUAUAUAAAGAGCAAGGAUUUGGAUUCGGAUCGGUUUUCCCAAGAGAGCCUUGAAACAUUAGACCCUUCUUUAGAAUCCGAAACCGAUACGGAAACCGUGACUGAAAGUGAUUCGGGUUCGGAUACGGAAACCAACUUAGAAACUACCCUAUCAACGACACAAAGAGAAAGUAUAGUUGUCAGAAAGCAAAGGAUCUAUGUACCGCUGCCCUAUCAGCUGAGAAAUCCUUUUGCAACCCCUGCCAAUGUUGGCUUCUACAUGCCCAGUGGCUAUCGACCCAGGGAUAAUUUCGAGCGAACCCAGCCCUUGGGUGAACCGCGCAGGAUGUGCAUUCUCUUGUCCUCGGCGCAACGAGCUCUCUUUUCCAGCUUCGUCAACGAUCCGUUGGAUAUUGUUAAGCUAAUCAGGAGCCUAGAUGAAUCCAUGGAAGUCUGCUUGAAUGCCCCGCGAGCUCAGUUCUCCACGAUAGCCUGUUCGGAGAAGGAACUCAUCCGACUGAUCGAGAAGAAACCGCAGAUGACCAAGUUGCAAAAGACCAAGGAACUGGACGUUUCGCGAUCCCCCGUUCGUUGUCCCGAUUCCGAUUGCCAGCGGCUGUGCUUCGUCUCCGAUUUGAAUAACCAUCUGCUGCUGGAUCAUCGAUCCUUGACCAUGGAGAGGAUUAAGGCUAGGGAGACCAAGACCUUCUUUCUGGACACCAACAUGACGAUGGUGGACAAGCCCAAGUGCCACAUGGUCUAUAUGGUGCGGGAUAAGAUCAUCGACACCCAGGCCGAGGAUCUCCGUGAUCUACUGCCCGUCCUGGUGAUGAGUGGCCGUACUUAUUUAACCAAUGCUUUGGGUGUUAAUACCCGGGGAUCCCGUACUAGGUCCCAAUCCGAUAUAGAAUUCUUCGUUCUCUGGUUAACCGGAUUUGUGCCGCGUGGCAUGCAACCCAUGGCCACCCUUUCGCUUUGGUCCACCCUAGGUCCCCAGAUGGCCGGUUGCGUUGGGGUUAAUACCGGCUAUAUCUACGAUAUCCGGGCUCCCAACGAAGUGGGCCACGUCGGCCGCAGUCGGUGCGCCAUGGUGCUGCCCAUGGCCAUGAUCACGGAGAUGACCAACAAUGCCCGCAGAUUCCUGGCCGUUCAGGUGCAGGUCUACUGAUGAUCGAUCGACAACAAGUGCUAAAUUUUACCGUACUAAUUGGAUAGAUUUGUAUCUAAUAAAACAAUCUUAUGAUCACUUUUCUAUA